GGGACGGACAGAUUCAAACCUGCUCUGAGUGUGUGAUUAUUGUGUUUUCAGCUGCCGCUGUUGCUUUUAGAGCAUCUCAAUAAAGCAUACAUCCUCCGUCUUCGUUGCUACGCAGCGUACUAUGUACUUGUGCAAACAUGCAAUAAUAACUACUGCGUAUAGUUGGAGUCGAAGAAACAAACGCGCUUGGCAAAAUGCAAAGGAAAAGCCAAGGAAAAAGAAAAGCAAAGAAAAAAGCCGUUCAGCACUCGCAUCAUCCCAUCCAUCCCAUCCCCAAGGACCCCCAACCCCCUUCCAUCCAACCAUUCGACACACCCUGUGCAGCGGCAUGGGAGGCCCGCAAGCAAGCAGGAAAGUUUCCUUUCGGUGCGGCUAGUUACAGGGGAUCUCCUGCUAGGCUGCUUCUUCUUCCCCAGCACGUACCCGUCAAUAUCCACAGUACCACGGAAUUAACCCGAAUUCCAAGUCCCAUUCAGAUUUCCCAUUGCAGUUUAAAAUAACUAGUUGACUAGACGAUGCAAAGAAUUUCGAAAAGAAGCAGAGAAGAGAGAAAGGAAACGGCUUUCCAAAAAGCCCCGUCAUUCAUUCACUUUCAACAUAUGAAACAAGAUUGCCCGCCCAUUAUCGUUUUUCGAGUCAUGACAUCGCACCAGAGGUUCGACUGUACCCGCUCCCCGUAACUACUCGUACGGAGCAUGUGCUCAGAAGAGCGACUCCGUCUUGGCUGCAAUUCUGAUACGUGAUGGGUGCCGCCGCCACAACAUCCGAACAAAAAAAAAUAAAAAUAAAAAUAAAAAUAAAAAU
Molecule: messenger RNA, 804 nt
Organism: Blastomyces dermatitidis ER-3
Lineage: Eukaryota; Fungi; Ascomycota; Eurotiomycetes; Onygenales; Ajellomycetaceae
Exons: 1
Coding region: 195-500 (101 amino acids)
Source: RefSeq, a predicted model, not a curated record